AUGAGUAAAUAGAAGUAAACUGAUAAUAAAACUAAUGAAUAAUUUAUUAGUGAUUUGCGGUCUCUUUUUGAAGUCACUAGCAAUAGACAUAAAUAAGAUAAAGAUUUCUUAAAAAAAUUUACAUCCCUCAUUAAAAAAGAAAAACUUAAUGAAAAAAAAAAUGUCGUAAAUGAAUUGCUUAAUCUGUUUAAAUUGGCAUCCAAUUCUAAAACUCUCUAUUUCAAUACUAUUGUUGAUGCCCUCUUACUUUUAUAAACAAAAGACAUCAAUAUUAAUUUUGUUUUGGCUGAAGCAAUAAAAGGUUCAUGUUAAAUUGAUAAAAAAUCAAAAGAAAAUUAAGAUAAUGAAGAAAUCAAACUUUUUUGCUUUUAAAAAUUAGAAAUCUAACAUUCAGAAUCUUAAUUCAAUCUAACCAAAGUAUUAGUCUUUAUGGAAAGACUCUUAAAAAUUAUUUCCACUAAAACAAAAGAAGAAACUAAAAAAAUAUUUUUAUUUAUGACCUCUAUUUAAGAUAUCUUAAGUUAAUAAUUAUAACUAUAAAGCUUGAUUUGUAUACUCAUACUUAAGAUUGUAUUAACUUUCAAAAAAGAAUUAACGAUAUAAAAAUCUGAUAUGAAAGUCUUAUAUUAUUUAAUUGAUGAAUAAAGCAUUCAUUUAGUUUUCAAAAACAUUCUUACCAUUUCAAAAACAACAUGUAUUUAUUGCUUAAUUAUUUUAGAUGCUCAUAAAUAUUAUCAUUACAUUUUUAAAAGUUGCUUCACUUUAUUAUGUGAAAUUUGUAUCAAAAAUAAAAUGGCUGUCUACUUUUAAGCAUUUCUUUGUAGUCCAUUAAGUCAAGCUCCUCUAAAAAGUAUUUUUAACAUCAUUUAAGAAUUCAACUUUAAAUUCUUCUCCGACCUUAAAGAUUUGGUAAUAAUUUCAUAAGUAACAUAAGCCGUAUCUAUUCGAAAAACCUAGAUUCUUUAUAGAUUAUCUACCAACUAACUUUUUAUUAGGAUUGAUUAAUAGAAAUCCAGGUAAUUGGAUGAGUGUUUAAAAUUUCAUACAAAAUCACAUUCAAAUUGAUGAUAAAUAUUUAAAUUUCACUAUUGCCAAUUUAGCUUAAAGGUAAUCUAAAAUUGUAGAUCCAGGUUGCAUCUUUUAAUCAAUUAAACUGUAUAUUUUUAAAUCAAAAAUUUUAGGAAAAAAUAAAAUAUUUCAUAAAUUGAUUAAUUAUUAAUUGAAUCAAUCUAAUAACAAUAAGAUGUUGGAGAUUACAAUACAUAUAUUUAUUGUUAAUUGCAUUUAUUAGUAUAUUUAAAUUCUUAUGAUCUAACAAGCAAUUAUUUCAAUAAAACUUAAAUUUCUUGUGAUUCAAGAUUUUUCAAGAGAUUAUUCUUAUUGAAAUUAGAAGAUAAAAUGUAGUAAAUUAAUUAUUGAUUUUUAGCUAUAAAUAUUAAGAAAUUACAAAAUUAUAGAAACCAAGACAAGGGACUAAUUAAUACUUUACCUUUUAAAUCAAUAAAUAACUUAAGUAAUUGAAAUACCCAAUUGCUUAAAGUUAAAUAAAAUCUAUUUAUUCGGAUAUUAAAUAAAUGCUUAAUAUCAAUUAUCAUUUCUAAUUUCCUUUUAUUUCAAAAUUUUCCUCAUAUAUAAAAGUUCUUUUUAAAGAUUUAACCUAGCAAUUCUUAAAUAAUAAUUUAUUCCCAUUUGAUUAUCAAUAAUACUUUGGCUUAAGUAUGUAUUUCAUCUUAAUAUAGUUAUGAUAUUGAGUUCAUAUUCAAAAUAGGCUUUCUAAGCAUUUAUAUUUUCAAUUUUAAACUCCUUAUUAAUAAUGAAGAAGCCUCAUGUUGUAAAAUAGGAAUUAACAUAAUUUUAAUUAUCUGCUUUAGAAGAAGUAGGAGUGAUGUUUGAUGAUUUGAAAAUUGAAGAUUCAAUAUUUUAACAAAUGAUAAUUGCAUCAAUUAAUUUUUUUACUACUUUUGAUAUAAAAAAGAAUUCAAAAUUAAAUUAAUUAACUCAAAUUUUAGAGAGAUUAAAGAUUUACUUAAGAUUGAAUUGGAAAAGUGAAUAAGGUGUAUUAAAAUAAUACAAAUCCUUAAUGUUAAUGGCAUUAGAUAGAUUCUUAAUGAUGAAUGGAUUAGGGUAAUUAAAAAUAAUAAUUAGGGCAUAAUCUUUAUAAAGUAAUUAGAGUAAAUUUUUAAGAUUUUUUAACACUUAUUUAGUAAACAACAUAGAUUUCAUUGAAGUUUUGAUAAAAUUAACUCAACAUAUUAAGAUUUAAGAGGUGUCAAAAUAUUUAGAAUUUUUAGGAGAGUGUUAUUUGGGAAGUCUUACAAUUCAUAAAUAAAAUAGAAGUCUAAAAUUUGAAUUAUGUACCUAAGUAUAAAAAGAUCAUUAUAAUAGAUUUUGUAUCACCAUAGAUAAGAUGCAUUAAUUAAUUUGGAAUAAAAUAUAAAGGAUCCUAACAAACUUUAUGAAUUACUUUAUUUAUUUUAGAGAGAGAAAAGAUAACCAAAUUUAGAAUCAAAUGGAAAAUAUUAAUGUAGAAAGAAAUUAGUCUAUUUGUUCAUGAAAGAGUCUUAGUUUACAAAGGAAUAUUAUAAUUGUUUAUUGAAAUUAUUAAAAUGAA
Messenger RNA from Paramecium sonneborni, 2611 nucleotides. The record is from the annotation of a GenBank genome assembly. Lineage: Eukaryota; Ciliophora; Oligohymenophorea; Peniculida; Parameciidae.